Molecule: messenger RNA, 2025 nt
Organism: Penicillium expansum
Lineage: Eukaryota; Fungi; Ascomycota; Eurotiomycetes; Eurotiales; Aspergillaceae
Product: fungal specific transcription factor domain-containing protein
Exons: 2
Coding region: 1-2025 (674 amino acids)
Biological process (GO): DNA-templated transcription
Molecular function (GO): zinc ion binding; DNA binding
Source: RefSeq, a predicted model, not a curated record
AUGGCUGAGAGCGAUGGAGGAGAUGACAAGCAAGACACUGAUAUCGAUACACGGCUAGUGGGCGAGAGCCGUUUCCGGUCUGAACCAGAUGCUAUUGGCUGUUUACCACUCACCCCCUUCACAAUACAUCCAGCACCGACAUCGGUGCAUGGCAGAAAUGUGUCGAGUCGCCUACACACUGAGAAAUCACCAAGCCAACUUACAACACCUCCGUUGCCACCAACGCCGGUGUUCAGUCAUGGCUCCAUUUCGGAGGCUUCCGCAUAUCCCAGUAUCAUUCAAGCCCUACGAAGUUCUCUUCCUCCUCAGAGAGAUAUUGAAAUUCUGAUUGAAAGCCUCAGCAGGAUGUCCAUCUUCUGCUACAAAUCCAGCUUCAAGCUAUCCAGCUCGUGGCAGAGCGAAAUGGCCAAAGCACAAAUACCAAUGGCCAAUAUGCUGUAUUCAGAAAGCCACCCAGUGUUGUUGGCAAGGCAAAUGCUGCUUUUUGCAGUGGGGUUGCAACACCUGUCCCCCGCAAAGGCGAUACCUGGCCUCACGAAGCAUCAUCGCGUCAUCAUGGAGCAGUUGGCGGACUCGGCUAUCAAGCUGGUAAAUACGAAUGACAUCUUGCUGGGAACGUUGGAAGGUCUAGAGAAUCUUAUCCUUGAAGGCUUCUAUCACAUAGAUGGCGGCAACAUGCGCCGAUCCUGGAUCACAAUGCGCCGUGCUGUCAUGACAGCGCAGCUAUUGGGCUUGCAUCGACCAGGUCACUAUCGCUUCAAAGUCGUUAAUCAACAGAACGAUCUUGAUCCUACGGUCAUGUGGGCAUGUGUGGUUUCCACAGAGCAAUUUCUAUGCUUGUUACUGGAUCUGCCCACAAGCACCAGCGGUACGAGUGUCACAAUACCCCGAGCAACAAGCACUCGUGUUGAGAGCGGCAACUUGCCUAUGCUCAUUCCAGGUGUGGUACGCAAGAUUAUUGAACGAAAUCAGAUGCAUGCACCCGAGGAAGCACUUGACAUGACGCAAGAGAUCGAUCAAGAGCUAUUGCGGGUCACUGAGCAAUGGCCGCCUUCAUUUUGGCGGCCAUUGCAAUUUACGGGUCUUGAAGUAGACUCCGCGGAUGCCUUCCAGGAAACCCGACGGGCUUGGGACCAUAUAUUUUAUUACUGUUUAGUAAACCAGCUCCAUCUGCCAUAUAUGCUAAACCCAAGGUAUAUCUCGCAAAGGGUAUACUCGAGAAUUGCCUGCGCCAGUGCCAGCCGUGAGAUUCUGAUUCGGCAGAUUGCAAUCCGUACGUUCCAUCCAGUCACUGCCGGCUGUCGUAUGGGCGAUUUUGUGGGUCUUAUCGCGGGAAUGACACUGAUGCUAGCCCAUAUCUUGAGCCACUCUAACAAGGGUACGGAAAACCUACUGAUACAUCAGCGGGUUGGGGACCGGGCGACGGUGGAGCGGGCUCUUGAGUGCAUGGAAUCCAUGUCGGAGCUGCAUGAGGAUGUCCUCACAGCAAAAUGUGCUGCCCUUCUCAAGAAUUUAUUGGAUAUUGAGGCAGGGCCAGCAGAGAGGCACGCUUCUGACGGUCAAGGAAAUAACCAAAACGUGUUGGUAGCCAAGGUACCCUUCGUUGGCGCUAUCAGAAUUGCGCGAGACGGUAUUUCUAUUACGCCCUCAGACACGGAGCAGGAGCAAGUUCCUCAUGAGGGUGUUACAAUCGGUGGCUUUGGGUCUAUCCAUGUCAGAACACCACAGGACUCCGAUCAUUAUACAGAUGUGGUCACAUCCGAUGAUGCUGCAGCCUCACGAGCAACCGCGCAGGCAGUGGGGGCAUCAUCAGUACGGAGGGACGGGGGCCAGGUUUCCCACACUACGUCCGACGAUGUUUUUGUACUGCCAGAUGAAACACUCCUCGAUGCUUCUGCUGGCAUGGAAGAAUGGCUUUUUCAAGGCCUUGACACUGCCUUCUUUGAUGUGCUGAUGAGCGGAGCUGGGGAGCAGCCGCUGCACGGCACUGACACUGAAGGAUGGAAUUUUACAGUCUCCCCAUGA